Messenger RNA from Bolinopsis microptera, 446 nucleotides. RefSeq lists its product as uncharacterized. The record is from RefSeq and is a predicted model, not a curated record. The transcript is spliced from 3 exons. Lineage: Eukaryota; Metazoa; Ctenophora; Tentaculata; Lobata; Bolinopsidae. Bases 30 to 446 code for a protein of 138 amino acids.
CGCGUUACCAUGGUUACAGUAAGUACCUGAUGCCUGCUAAAGACAGGGCGGCCUUGUCAAACACUUCUCUUGACGUUUGGGUGCUGAGAAGACCACUAGUAAAGCUACCCAAGGAAGCAGAAGGUAUUAACAUGAAGAUAGAGGACCCUCUAGCGCUUCUAAAUAAUUAUAUGAGUAUAACUGAAGUAGAAGAAGAAUACCAAGCUUUUGCCGCCUACCAGAUGGUUUACGAGCGGUUCUACACGGACACUGAGGAAGCUACCACCAAGUUCAGAGCCUUCCAACAGACUAUGAGGGAGUGUAAAGGGUUAAUGCAGCGGGCUAAGACUCCAAUAGCUUUAGGAAUCACUGAGGAGGCGGACAAGGAGGGAAGUGAGCGGAGGAAACCGUUUAAACUUGCGCGAGAGGCGGCGCAGCAGUCUGUUAUCUCUGGUAAUAGUGCCUAG